Messenger RNA from Laccaria bicolor S238N-H82, 969 nucleotides. RefSeq lists its product as uncharacterized. Lineage: Eukaryota; Fungi; Basidiomycota; Agaricomycetes; Agaricales; Hydnangiaceae. The record is from RefSeq and is a predicted model, not a curated record. The coding region runs from base 1 to 969 and encodes 322 amino acids. The transcript is spliced from 6 exons.
AUGUCAGAGCAACUCAAGAAUAUUCGGGCAGCUUAUCUCGUUCUGCUGGAUCGUGUUCACCUUGCCUUGAGGACUCAGCUUGGUGAUGUUGCCCGACUCUCUCAACAACGUGAUGAGGCAGUUCGCUUGCUUGAAGCAGCUGAACAACUUCAGGACCAUUUCCCCCCUGCUGAGUUCAGCAUACUCCAACAAAGUCUUGCAGCUAUAGUCAACUCAUUGGAUCAAGCUCGCCACGAAUCAGCUGACCCACCAGAUGAGCCGCAGCUUGUUGUCGUUACUCGGAAGAGUGGUGGGCGACCAGGUCGUCCUCGUGUGGAGAUAGAUCCCACCUUUCUGAGGGAAGCAUUGGCACUCCGUGGGCCCUCAGGUCUCAAGCCAAUUUUCAAUUGUGAUGCUCGGACGGUGCGACAGAGGGCACUUGAAUAUGGUAUCGCAACUCCAGGAACUCCUGUUUUUGUUCCCCAGAUGCAGCCUGAUGGUGUUAUCAAUGCCAUGCGAUCAACAUCAACUCGUGGGAUCUCAGCUCUCACCAAUGACAAGCUUGACGCACUUUUGUCCAGCAUUCUGGAGAUCUUUCCAACCUUUGGCCAACGCAUGAUUGCAGGUCGUCUCAAGGCUAGUGGUCAUCAUGUCCCCCGGGAGCGCAUCACAGAAUCAUUUCUUCGGCAUGCCUUUGUUGAUGGAAAGUCGCGCCUUGUUGCUCGGCUUCGUAUCAACAACAACAAUCGAGCUGAAACUGUCCUUAUAACAUUCCAUGAAGCCCGAGCCCAGCAUGGGACGCCUAGCCGUUUGCUGAGUGGAUGGAGGACAACAGAGGAUCUGGGCGGGGCUCGUAUAUCUGGGGCAGAGCGCAUGUGGUAUGACAUCACCCACGGCUUCGGGAUGAAGUGGAAGAACUUUUUCUUAGAUCUUGAAGUCAACCACGGGCUCAAUCCACAGUCAUCUGACGACAGCUAUAGUUUGACCUAA